AUGGCGUCAGCACCAGAAGACAGAUUUGCGCGGCUCAAGACAGACCCGCGAUUCCGCCGGCCGAAACAGAAACAGCUCAAGGUGGAGCUGGAUGAGCGAUUUAGGGAUGUACUGGAGAGCGAAGAGUUUGGAGGAAAGGGCAAAGGGAAAGGGAAGGCUUCGGACGUCAAGGUUGAUAAGCGCGGACGUCCACUAGCCGGCUCUCAUCACCAAGAUCAGCUCAAGCGGUUCUACCGGCUCCGAUCACCCUCUCCCUCCGCGUCCGGCUCGGCGGACCCCAACGCAGCGGCGGAACCUACUUUCAUUGACUACGCUCGAGGAGACGGAUACCUCUCCUCUUCAGGGUCGGAGGAUGACGAGGAGGAAUCUGAGGCGGAAGAAGAGGAGCUGGAGAUUGGUGGUAAACGGCGCAUCAAACCUCGGGCGGAAUAUGACGAUUCCGGCAGCGAUAGUGAGGACGGAAGCGAUGCCUCGGGAAGUCAUCUCGCUAUCGAUCUGGACGAGGAUGAGGAUGAGGGGCAGACCGCGUUCCCCCUGGAGGUGAUCGGCGAGGGAGACGAGGAAGAGGAAGAGGAAGAGGAAGACGACCGACCGACCACGGACCCGACGACCAGAUUCGCAGCUGUCAACCUCGAUUGGGACAAUUUGCGCGCGGCGGACCUUUUUGCUGUAUUCAACAGCUUUAUAAAGGAGGGAGGGAGGAAGAUCAAGGGCGCGGCGGAGAUGAAGGGAGAGGGGAAGCUCUUGGGGGUGAAGAUAUACCCGAGCGAGUUUGGGAAGGAGAGGAUGAAGAGGGAAGAAAUGGAGGGCCCGGGUGGGGGCAUGUUCAUUUCGAAGAAGGGGGAGGGGAAGGGUAAAGGCAUUGGGAGGCGGAGUAGGCGGGACGAGAGCGAAGAGGAGAGUGACGAGGAGGAAAGCGGGAGUGAGAUCGACGAGGAGGAGGGGGACAGUCAGAUUGGGUCGGAUGACGAGCUGGAGCUCAGCCAAGAGGAAGAGGGGAGCGAUGAGGACGAAGACGAUGACGAGGAAGACGAAGACGAGGAGAAUGAGGAGAGCGACGACGGUCUCCCCGCCUCGGGCAAAGCCAACAAGCUCGAGGUCAUGUCGGACGUCUCCUCGGACGCCGGAUCGGAAGAUAUCGAUAUGGACCAGCUUCGUCAAUACCAGCUCGAGAGAUUACGGUAUUACUACGCUAUCGUCACCUUCUCAUCCGUCGCUGCUGCCGAGCACGUUUUCGACGAAUGCAACGGGACCGAAUUUGAGCGGACAGCCAAUGUCUUCGACCUCAGCUACGUCCCGGAUGGCAUGGACUUCUCGGAUGACGAUCUCCACGACGAAGCCACCAAAGAACCCCGCGGCUACAAGGGUACCGAUUUCGUUACCGACGCGCUCCGUCACUCCAAAGUCAAGCUCACAUGGGACCAGGACGAUCCGAAUCGGUCGAAACUCACUCGCAAGGCGAUGACGAGGGAAGAGAUCGAGGAGCAGGACUUCAAGAACCUCGUCGCGGGGUCGGACGAUAGCGCGAGCGACAGCGAGCCGGAGUCUGACGAUGAGGCUGCCAGUGGGUUACCGAUCGGGACCGGGACCGGGGCCGGCAAGACCACCAAAGUCAAGCCGACAGCGGGAGCGGCGGACGCCAAGGCGAAAAAGGCGAAAGUGAAGGAGAGGAAAGACGAGCUCCGCGCAUUGCUUUUGGCGGGGAAUGAGGAGGACGGGGAUAUUUGGGGCAAGGCGGGAUUGAGCCAGGCGGCGGAUAUGGACGACGAUGAGGAGGCGGAAGGGAAGGGCGGAAAGGCGAAGGGAGGGAUGGAGAUCACUUUCCGCCCUGCCUUGGCCGAGGGGGCGCCGGCGCUGGAGGAUGAUAAUCUCACCACGCUGGAGAGGUAUCAAUUGCGGAUGAAGGAGAAGAAGUCGAGGAAGAAGGAGAAGCUCGAGAUGAAGAGGGGAAUGAAGGAGGGUGGGGCUGCCGGGUCGGAUGGGGAGGAUGCGAAGGGAGCACCCGCCAAGGCCGGUACGGAGGGAGAUGACUUCUUUGGUGGGGACAGCGACGAGGAGGUAGUCAAGCUGGACCCGCCAAAGAAGGGGAAGAAGGACGCUAAGUCGGCCACUUCGAAGCCGACCAAGGCGGAUGCUGCGCCGACGAUCAAGGCGAAGGUCGUCCCCGUCCCCAUCCCCACCACAUCCGCUAUCCCUGCAGACGUCCACGCCGACCUUCAGCCCGGGAACGACGCCGAGCACUUCUCGAUGAAGGAUAUCCUCCGGGAUGAGAAGGCUGAGGGGUCCAAGCGGCGGCGGAAGCGCGCGAGCCAGGCCAAGAAGGAGGCAAGGAAUGAGGCGUUGGGCCGGACACGGGAGACGGAGCUGGGCAAAGAAGGAUGGACAAUUGAUGUCAAGGAUAAGCGGUUCAAGGCGUUGCAUGAGGAGGCGGAGUUUGCUAUUGACCCCAGCAAUCCACACUUCACCAAGACAAAAGCGAUGAAAGACCUCCUCGCCGAGCGCGCCCGAGUCCGAGGCGACAAGCGACAAUCCGACGAUACCGGUGCACCUGUCGAGCCCGCUCCAAAGAAAGCUGCAGCAGCUGCGGGCGCCGGACCGAAAGAGAGGGAUCUGAGCGCGCUGGUGCAGAGCUCUAUCCUCCUCAUCGCCUCCUUCUCCCUCUGCGUCAUUGCCGCCCCCAUCCCCGAUGCUGUCGGCGGCAGCGGAUACACUGGUAAUGCCGGGCAAGCCGAAGGCGGGAACUUGCAGAAGUCAUCCUACGGCGGACUGGCCAACCUCGAUAUCCUGAACCUCGGCUCCGGCAACGCCGGGAAGGGCGGUCUGGCCAACUCCGGCAAUGCGCUCGGUGGGGGUAUUGCGGGCGGAUGUGGCGCCGGGGGUGUAGGAAACGUCGCGGGCGGUAACGGGUACACUGGUCUCGGCGGGCAAGCCGGCGGUGGAGACCACACCGAGUCCUCAUACGGCGGUCUCCUCAACAUCAAGGCCCUCAACAUCGGGAGCAACAACGCUGGGAAGGGCGGCGAGGCCAACUCUGGCUCGGCGCUCGGCGGUGCUCUUGGAUGCGGGCAGUAG
Messenger RNA from Dioszegia hungarica, 3072 nucleotides. Its product is annotated as putative rRNA processing-related protein. NCBI's taxonomy places the organism in Eukaryota, Fungi, Basidiomycota, Tremellomycetes, Tremellales, Bulleribasidiaceae. Gene Ontology annotation, molecular function: RNA binding. The transcript is spliced from 8 exons. The coding region runs from base 1 to 3072 and encodes 1023 amino acids. Gene Ontology annotation, cellular component: nucleus. Gene Ontology annotation, biological process: rRNA processing. The record is from RefSeq and is a predicted model, not a curated record.